This is a messenger RNA of Saprolegnia parasitica CBS 223.65, 1206 nucleotides long. RefSeq lists its product as hypothetical. Bases 1 to 1203 code for a protein of 400 amino acids. NCBI's taxonomy places the organism in Eukaryota, Oomycota, Saprolegniomycetes, Saprolegniales, Saprolegniaceae. The record is from RefSeq and is a predicted model, not a curated record. The transcript has a single exon.
AUGAACCCGAGCGAAGAGUUCGUCGCGGACCUCCUCGACCUCUCGACGUUCGACUACUCGCUGCAAUGGUCGACUGAAGAGGCCGAGGUCUACGAAGCCCUUCUCUCGAGCAAGCCAUCGCCCCCGUCGCCCGAGGAGCCCGCGCCGCCGCGCCAGCACAGCAAGAACUACUUGACGCUCAAGCGGUACCGCACCAAGAGGCGCCAAGAGGUCGACGAGCUUCGGCGUGCAGCCAAGGAGCUUGAGGAGCGCCUCUUGCGGUUGCAACACGCCAAGUCGGUGAAGGACGCGUUGCACCCGCCGACCAAGUGGCAGUCUCUGGCGGUCAAGGAGCGCCGACUCGAGCAGACGGCGCAGGCCGAGAACCUCCAGCUCAGAGAGCUUGUCCAGGACCACAUGAUCACGGCACAGAUUCUAUCCAACGUACUCGAGAAGACGCGGCAGCAAGCGCAGAACAUUUCGUUUUUGCACUCGGCCGAGGACAAGUGGAAGCAGCUCGUCCUUGUGGCAGACCCGGCGCUGCGCGUGCGUGGUAUACACGCAAUAGUCGAUCGCGAGUUCAGCCUCCUCGAGAGCGCAUUUGUUGAAGCCGGUCUCAUCGACGUCGCCUCGGGCAGCGAGAUCCAGCGCCACAUUUCCAAGUACUCGCACGCGGGCAGCCUCGAAUUCCACACCAUCGUCUACAGCCGUGCGAACCUGCCAUUCGCGUCCGUCCUCGACAGCAUCUGGAGCGUGAUCCUCGGCACAGUCAAUACGGUCCCAUGCUUGAACCGGUACAGCGACGAGGUCACAACCGUGGACGCCAAUACCAUGUACGUUCGCGGGCGGCUUGACCACCCGCUCGGCAACUUUCAGCGCUGCGUGGUCGUCAAGCGCUUCUUCGCGCCCGGCGCAGGCGGUACAAUGUGCUACAUGGUGUGCCGGAGCAUCGACGACGACGAGCUCGCGCCGUACAGGGCCGAGCCGCCGUACUCGAAGGAGGUGUCGUGGCUCGCGAUCGAGCCCAUGGUCGACGGCAGCGUGCACAUGAAGUUCUUUGAGAAAUUUCGGCCCUCGGCGUGGACAGAAGCGAUGCCGCUGAGCGCGCACUGGGUCAGGACGUUCGAAGACGGCGCCCAAGCGAUGCGCGACGCGGUCCGGCGGUACAUCUUUCGACACGGCGAAAAUCUCCACGACCCGGCUCCGUUAACGUUUGAAUUGUAACCC